Molecule: messenger RNA, 798 nt
Organism: Ostrea edulis (European flat oyster)
Lineage: Eukaryota; Metazoa; Mollusca; Bivalvia; Ostreida; Ostreidae
Product: 18 kDa learning-associated protein of slug-like
Exons: 4
Coding region: 83-445 (120 amino acids)
Biological process (GO): dendrite extension
Cellular component (GO): nucleolus
Molecular function (GO): RNA binding
Source: RefSeq, a predicted model, not a curated record
AUAUAAAAGACUAAGACAUUAAGAAUAAACUUCCGGUGCAUUGACAUACACGUGCAACGCAGUGACAGUAAAUAAACUUGCGAUGGCGAAGAGUAUAAGAAGCAAGAGAAAAAGGAUGUUAAGAAACAUAAAGAGGGAAAGGUAUGCCAAGAAAGACCUGGAGAAAUUAAAGCAGAUCGUGGCCUCAACGGAGAAUGAGGACGAAACGGAGAUGAAGGAACUGUAUACAGCAAGAAAGCCACUGGGAAGCAAUGAUAAUCCAACAGGUGAAUCAUCAGGUAUGGAAGUGGACACUAAAGCAAGAGAUCCCAAAACUCUCCGAGAUGAAAAUGGACAUUACCCUGUGUGGAUGAACUCCAGGCGGAUCAAGAAGCACAAAGGCAAACUAAAAGCCAUUGCCAAGAAAAAAGACAAGAUUCAGAAGAAGACCACGAAAAGGCGAUGACUUCCCGGAGACUUUGUUGAUUUAUGUAUUUUGUUGACGUUUGAAAAGGGAGAAAAUCCAGUGUGAUUGGGAUUAUGACACCCACAUGAAUAUGGAUUAACUUAAUAGUUAACAAACUUACGUGUAUUGGCAACAUUUGGUUUGCUGUAAAGAACACGAAGAAAUUGAUAUGAAAUAUGGAAUUGUUUACACGUGAAAUUUUGUUAUUUUCCCUUUUAACGUGAGAGAGGAUCUGUCGUUGUUCUGAUGAUGGUAGCCAUUGUCACAAAGGGAAUACUUUGUGAUGGACGUUCAUAGAUUCAUAAUAUGUAUAUCUUUUACUGUUCUUAAAAUUAAACUGGCUGCCUCAUUCA